GCGCGGGGCCGCCUUCCUCAGCUGAGCAUGUAAACAACAUCAUCUGGCGGAGAGAGACGCACGGGAGGACGACCGUCUUAACAUCACUCAAAUGGGCAUUAAAAAGUUUGACAUUGUGUUAGACCCACACCAGCAAUCAUACUGCAGUGGGGAGGAUGUCGUUGGACGUGUUUUAGUCCAUUCUGACUGUAUUACAUCUUGUAGAGCAAUCUUGGUAAAGGCAAGAGGGUUUGCCAAGGUGGAAUGGGAAAACGAGGCCUACGGAGAGGAAGAAGUGUACUUUGAGAACAUUGUGACAGUUUGGUCAGGCACUAGUCAUGGAGACAAUCUUCCUGCAGGAGAAUACGGUUUUCCAUUCCUUUUCAAGUUGCCUCUUAACAUUCCUAGAAGUUUUGAAGGAACAUACGGUCAUGUGCGUUACCAAAUUGAAGCAAAGGCAGAGAUCCCGUGGGGAGCAGAUCAGUUUUCCAGUUUCUUUUUUAAAGUUGAUUGUAAAUAUGACCUGAGAGAGGAUGACAAAGCAUCUGAGGCACUGAUGUUCCACAAGGAAUCGACUGCAUGCCUUUGUUGCCGUGAGGAAGGACCCAUUAUUAUCUCCUUGUGUGCUGAUAAAACAGGUUAUAUACCAGGGGAGCAUGUACUGUUGACGGGAGAAGUGACGAACCGGGCAGACUCACCGGUUGUGUCCAGCAACAUCACCCUAGUAGAAACCAUUAGGUACAAUAUAAGAACCAUGCAUAAAAAGAAGAAGACAACCUUAAAAACUAUCGAACGUUCUGGCAUCCCUGCAGGGGAGACAGCUGUGUGGCUCUCCAUUCCCAUCUACAUACCUGAGGGUGCCACUUGUUUACAGUACUGUGGUAUAAUGGAGGCCAUAUAUGAUGUUACGAUAACAUUCACAAUUGGGUUCUGUUCAGAGAUCAGUGUUACACAAAGCAUCACAAUAGGUACCAUUCCUGUUGGUAAAGUGACACUGACAGUGGAAGGUCCACCUGCAAGCCCAGGUGUGCCAAUACCAUCAGCCCCACCAAUGUGUAACACCUCAGACACUCCCAGCCACGAAAUGCAGCCCAUCCUACAUCAGCCAAAGAGCUUGUCAGACCUCAGCAAGCUAGACGAUGUUGAGGUUGUGCUUACAAAGUAGGCAGCGUUUCAUGAUGCUCAGAGAUAUUUCCCCUUUCAGGAUACACUUUUAUAAAAUGUAAUCUCACAAACAGAAUAAUUUUAAUUCAUACUGUCCUUUUCAAUUUCCCUUUAUUUUCAUAAUUUGUAUUUUUGUAUUGGUAGAAACAUUUUUAUAAACUUAAUACAAGAAUGUAAACAGAUGUAGUUAAAAUGUUCAUAUACAUCAACAAGAUCAAUAUUUCUAUUUCUGAUAUCUGGGUGCCUGUUGUUUCCCUCAGCUCUUAAAACUUGUCCUAUAAAGGCAAAAAUUAAGAAAUGCUUAAAUAUAAGGCACACAACAUAAAGUAAAUGAAUAUAAACAUUUAACACUUCCUGCAUCCGAUCUUCAUAACUGUACAGUAUGGUUUCCACUACUGCAUCAACACUAAGGCUCUCAUUUACAACUAUAUUAUGGACAAUAACUUUAAAUAUACUGUACUAAGAAAGUUAGAAAAAUAGAUAAAGAAAUUCUGAUUUGUUUACCUUAAGUGUUUGGCCAAGUACAGUGAAACAAAUAAAAAAUUUAUUUUGUUUUUGCUCGUCGGUGAACCAUCGUAGAUACACUGCAGCAUGAAACACUCACACAAUACCAUAAAUAACUAAGACGUGAAUAUGCAUUUAAUUACAAACAUGUAAAAAAUAACCUUUAAUUUGAAUUGUACUUUUGAUGCUUCCCAAUACUCGGAAGAUUUGGGUAAGAAUUUAAGAAUUACAAGAAAUACAAGGUCAACUAAACUUGAAAGUACUUGAUGGAAGAAUCUGUUGUGUUUCAUAAAGCAGCCAUAGUCAUUGUAGGCUUUCAUUAUGCAUGUCUAAUAAAGUUUUUUAAGGCUUUCAUUGUGUCAUGUUAUAUUUGUCAGAUGCAACACUUUAAGCACAAAGACCGAGUCCUUUUAUACCAUUUAUGGGAGAUUUUUUGAAGUCUUUAAGUGCAAUGUGAAAAUUCAGUGUGACUUGACAUUGUGACAAAUUAAUUUAUCAAACGUUCUACAGAGUUAAUCAAAAUUAAUCACAUGUAAUAUACUCUCUUGCAAUAAUUGUAAAAUCUUCAAAUAAAUCAUUCUGAAUUUGUCAAGUGUAACACUGUGUCUCAGCUGUUAAGGCAUCACUGUGCAUCAUACAUCAAGUAUAACAUCAUCCUACAACAUUUGGUGUUCACACUUAUGAACUAUUUUUUCCAUCUGUAUACAUUCAGUGUGUCAUGUCCUUGGAGUAGAAUGACUGAUGAUGACUAUAUGCCAGACAGCAUAACCAAUGCACAUUUCUGCACAUUCAUGAAUACAUGAGUCUCCCACACUCACACAUGAGUAUGUUCACCUCUCACCUGCACAACCCUCACUUUGUCUACCAUCAUACCUACCUGUGAUCUCUUUGUCAGUUUUCACAUGUUUCUUGGUAGCGUUUGUCACUUUGUACAUUGUGCAGAAUUUGUAAAGACUUUUACUGUCUCUUGUAAUAUUUUGUAUAAUAUGGGCCCUUUAUCUACUCCAUACUGUAUGUUUUGAUAUUUUUUUUAUGAUUAUUAAAUUGUAAGCCAUUCACUGCCUUGCAGAACAUCUGUGAUGGAUGCUCACUUCCAAAUGUUUCAUACUUGAUAGUUGAGCAUAGAUUAGACAAGCUUAUUGGUCACAAUAUACCUGUUGGUUAAGACAACCUUGGACAAGAAUAUUAGUUUUGUUCAAGGGUUUUACUGUAUUGUGGGCAGCUCAAGGUAAAGUGAACAGCUUUAAAAUGUACAAGAAAAACAUUCUUUAUGGUGCUUUGUACGUGUCAGUAACAAUGGUACAUUGUCAUUUAAGUACUACAUUAACUUAUUAAAGAAAAUUGAUCACAGAAUAACAGAAUUCCAGAAUGUGCUCGUGACACAAUCCUAAUACAUCUUUAUUCCUUUUAUAAUUUAUCUUUGCAUUUCUACAAAUAUGUUAUUAUCAAAUUUAUAUGUUUUUGGCAGUAUUAUUGUAAUACAGAUAGUAUAUGUUAAUUAAUGUUAGGAAUGCCCCUUAAUGUUAUGAAGCUGGAAAGUAUGUUUUGAUACUGAUUAUUACAUUUUUGCACCAAUACAUUUACUCUAGAAUUAGUAUGAUAUGUGAUGAUUUUGUAAACUUUAAAGUCUGGUGAAAUGUGAACACCAGAAUACAGUGCUACUUGUACCAGUCUUGUGUGUACAUUACCACCUCCCCUCUCCCCUUUAUUAUAACUACCUCUGACUUUCUGUUUUCCCUCCUAAGUGACUCCUGAGUUGUUGGUGUCCCAAAAUCAAUAACUCUCUUCCCACACGGAAUACGAUGCCGUCAUUCCCCUGGAUAUUCUGGACUAAAAGUGUUGCACAAGAUUUACCCACGAUGUUAACAUGUACAGUACCUCUCUAAUAAGGGAUCCAGAUACCUUCAUGCAAAGCUCUCUGGGUUACACAAAUCCCAAAUAUGGCCCCAGUGUUACUUUCCUGACUCUCCUGAUCUCAUCUCGAAUUUCUUUCUCUCUCCCACUACCUCACUCCAUCCCAGUAAGGAGUCAUAUUAUCAACAGUAUCCCCCCUUUCUUAUUCCUGUGCCAUUGUCCAUUCAUCUCUCCCCCAGAACCACAAACCCCGUGAUUCAGAACUUGUGAAUCCGAAGCAUUUACGGACAGAAUAAUGUAUUCGUCUACUGCUUUGGGUUCAUGAGUCUGAAUCUUGGGGUUCAUGGUUCAGUACUUGGGCUCUCUUGCAUCAAAGUCAUUAGUGAUAUAUUGAACAUUACCAGUACCUAAUAUAAAUGUCCCCAGAUGAACUCAAAUUACUCAGCAGUGUGUCACGUUAUAGUGGUGAUGUUGCUUGUGGUACAUAUCAACUCAGUUGGUGUCCAUUUAACGUGCACGAGGCGUCCCUGAAAACUUGUCAGGUAACUGGAUGUACAUUUACCGGAUGCACGUUAACUGGAUGUACUCUAUAUUAACCAGCUGUACGUUAAGGAGACACUGACUGGAUUAAGUAUAGCAGUUUUGUAAGAGAUGAUUUAAAGAUUCAGUAGGUAUUUAUGGAGAUUAUUUUUACUAAGAUGCUUGAUUUACUCUAGCUCAGUGGUCCCCAACCUUUUGUGGGCUCUGGGCCACAUUUGUCAAUGUAAAUAUAGUGGAGGGCGCCAAAGCUUUGGAUCUACAUUCAAGAUAAAAAAAUAUAUAUAUUUAUACAGUAUGGUAUACUGUAACAGUUAUUUGCAGUUUUACACAUUUACUCUUGGAUCAUGCUAGCUCUCUCUCUGGGCCCGGUCUGUGGUAAAUACACUUCCUGUACACGACAGAUUCGGGACAAACGGGGUUCCUCUCUCUCUCUCUAAAGUCGUAUCAAGUUAAUACUUAUUUUCAUUACUUUUACUCUGACAGAUAUUUACAAUUAAAUUAUUUCAAAGUUUUCUGAUAAACCCUUCGGGCUCCAUGAUAUGGUUCUGUAGUUACAUGUUAGGGACCACUGCUCUAACUAAUUCCCACCAUAAACUUGAAAUCCACAUAAAUUUUUUUUUAAUAAUCUGACUAAUCCCAAUCGGAAAGUUGUACUGUAAUAAUCAAACUAAUCCCCAUCAAAGAGUUGUAAUAAUCAAACUAAUCUCCAGUAAAGAGUUGUAAUAAUCAAACUAAUCCCUCCUCAAAAAUGUGUGGGGGAAUUCUGCUCAGUUGUAAGAGUUGUAACAGACCUUCUUGCAACUUGCCAUUGUAAGCUCUUCAUCAGUGCAUUAACCAAACCCAACCCGAGUGAGUGCCUGCCACCUCUCACUGUUAUAAAACCAUAGUUUUUAGUUGAAUAGCACUUCUUAGUCUCUUUUGCCAUAGUAAACCCUCUUAACACGGGUUAAUUUUUUUGGAGGGGGGGGGAUCCAGUCCCUAUUAAGCGAAUUUCUGGAAAAUGUUUGGGUUAACCGAGAAAAAUAUGGAUGGCGAUCCAGAUUGCCGUCCAGUGCACAUAAACACCAGCCCCAGCCACUUGGCUUACACUGCUACAGCCCUCAUGUGUGCAUCUCUUGGGUAACUCCUGUGGACUAUUUGUGACUUUGUGGACUACUUACCACAGCUUCCAAAGGCAAGACAACUCCAAAAGGAAGUUAGAAGAUGGCCAGAAAGGAGUUUAGCUUGAAGGACAAGCAAGAAUUACAGUAUAUAUAUUAUACCGCAGGUUAGUGACUCCAAUAAUUCAAACGUAUAUUCAUUUAUUUUUGUCACCACGUGGGUAGAUCCGGACUAUUUCAUGCUAAUCUGGACUCAAUCUGGAUUAACAGAAAUUAGUCCGGAGUGGUUUGCCGGUCCAGUUAAAGCAUUAAUGCGAAUUAAGAGGGUUUUACUGUGUAUAUAUAAAACAGCUAUAAAAUAUAAAAGUACUAAGAAAAUUGCCAUAAUAUGCAGGGACAUUUAUGAAGACAAUAAAUUUCUAUGCUGUUUAAUACCUGUAUUUCCAAUGUAGGAUUUUCUCUGACUGUUAACCCCAUUGGGAUUUAUUGCAACUAGUCCUGCUAGUUCAGAACUGCUUUGAUAAAUGUUUCUCCUCAAAUUCAUAAAAAAAUCAAUCUUAAUCUUAAAAUGUCUUGUAUGGUAUUAAGAAAAUUAUGGCAAUAACAGAAGAAAAAACAUUGAGGAAAUUAUUUAAAAAAUAUAUAAAAUUUUUGGUGAGUAAAGAAGUAUUAUGAAGUAUUUGAAACCGUAACUAAAGUUUUUAAGGCCACAAACUGUAGCUAUUAUAGAAUAUGACGGCCAUAAUCAACUGACUGAGGAAAACUGGGAGUGUCAUUAAUUUUACCCUAAGCACAAAAGCUCAGUCACAGUCCCACAUAACCCACAAUCUUAACAAUAAGUGAAACAAAUAUACCAACCCUCCUAAAUUGUCCACCACUUUCAAUAAUUACUAUAUGAGUGUUGGCGGGAACAAGGACGAAAACUUUCUUCGCCUCCAUUGGAAAUAUGAGACAGCUUACAAAACAGACAGGGAAGGGAAUUGGUCUUGUCUUCUGUUAUGGAAAGUGUAUUGAUAUGGUCCAAGGAUACAGUAGUUAGCAAUGAUCAUGUGUUUAUAUAUUAAUUUGACUUUAUUAUAACCUGUUGUUCUACACAUAUUACCUUAGAUCUGAACAAUAAAGGUUUGUGCCAUACUAGUCAGUACUCUGAAUACUCAGAUUGUUAAAUGCCUUAACAGAUAACAAUGUAGUCGGUGAUCUACGGUAUGGCUUUCAUAAUGGGGGAUUUACUGUACUGAUCAUCUGUCAUUCCUCACACAUUUAGUUCACCAAUCAUUACACUGCAGGGAUAAAACUCCUGGAGUAGUCCUUGAUGUCUCUGGAUCAUCAAACAAUUGGGCACUGGUCCUUACAGUACUUGCAAAAUUAACCUGUGGCUUUUUCUUCUUAGUCCCAUUAAUUACCGUACUUUCUUUCUCUGUGAUCAUAGAGUUUGUGUAUUUCUGGCCAAGCUCUUUUCUAUCACCAUGAGUGCUGGAAUUCCUAAUGGUUCAGUACUGGCACCAAUGCUCUUCUUGGUACACAUUAUUUUCUUCACUUCUGUGCAAAUGACUCGACCCUAUUAUAGGUCUUUCAUUUUACAACAGAGUUCUGUCUCUUGGAAUUUUUUAUUUGCUGAUGGAGUAGUGUAAUUACUAACCCGAUUACACUCUUAAAACCUACUGGUAAGAUGUGAAGUGUAAUAAUCAUACCGUAUUAUAAUAACAGCUUCAUUUUCUUGAAAUGAAAUUUUGAAUGCCAGACAACAGGCACCCUUAUCUCUGUAGGAAACUCGUAUGCAUUGCUGAGCUGGGUACAUCCAACUUGGUUUCCUUCUGUACCACUAAAACAUGUUACAGUACAUAAUAUUUAGUAACAGUCAUGAUAUUAUACAAUUCAACAGUGUUGAGAUUUGAAGCAUUAGCCAUACAUCAAGUUUUUACCAUGACAAGUUUAACCAGUAACCAAAACUGUCUCAAUGAAGUUUGGACUCCUUUUCAAAACCAGGCCCUAUUUUACCAAUGACCAUUUGGUAAAUACUGUAUCCAUACAAGUCGCUGAAACACACAGAUGUAACAUUGUUGUCAUCUGUGGAGUGUUGUGGCACUUUGCCUCCUUGAUUCAUUAAUAAAAAGCCAUCAAAACAAUCGUUUAUGAUGUGACAGAAAAUUUGCAGCCUCGGAUAUUCUUCAGGAUAUUUUGAGGUACAGUAUUUCCACAAUGUUAGGAUGAGCUGUGCUCAAUAAUGCCACAUACAGGCAUUCUCAAUCAGCCUGGUGAUAUCUGUCCAUUUAAACAGAAAAUUGCUAAGGUUUAUCCGGGAUAUAAAUCUCAUGUUAAAGGUUUUUUCCAGAACUACUGUACUGUCCUAUAUCAGUUCCCUCAGGUUUAAGUAAGAUACAGUUACUGCACUGUAGUCAAGAUAAUGGCAUGUUGAAGGCUAGGUACAGAACAGUACCUUCUGCAGUGGCAACAAUGCUCUUACACUGUUUCAAUUUAGUUUCAGAGUAGAAAAGUCAAGUAAAAGUGCCAAACCAUUCUUCAACAACAUUUUGAACUAUUUUGAUAACUAUUUCACAGUUGGAUCAUUCUUGGACCAAUCAAGAGCCUUGGGUACUUUCACCCACACCAUCUUGCUGUCAAAACUAUAUCAUUAUGGCAUUAAAGUCUUAUCCAACAAUUGGUUCACCUGUCAAACCAGGAAGCAGGACGUGAACUAUAACAACUGUCAAUCUGACUCCUCUCCUCUUUUGUCUGGUUUACUAAAAGGUAUCAUUCUUGGACCACUGUUGUUCAUAGUAAUCUCCUUAUUAGUUGGAAUUUUCGAUCCGCUCAGCUCUCUAAUGGCCACUACUGUCAUGUGACUGCAUGGGCUGCCUAUCAUUGGCAGAUAUAUCUUGCAGCCUAUCUCCUCAAACUCUUGCAUCAUGACACUCGGUUUAUUGUCUGCUGCCAUUGUACAAGCUUGUUUGCUUACUCACUGUUGUUUCUGCAUAUAAUCUGUGCUGUGCAGUAGAGUACUGUACAUUACUGUACCAGCAUAUAAUCAGCCAAGAGUACUAUUAAAGCAGUAUGAGGACAUAAAAAGUGUUUACUAUUGUAUAUACUGUACUGUACUCUACAUUCAGUAAGUGUGAUAGUACUAUAUGUACAGUACUAUACUUUGCAGAGCGGACAGUGUUUGCAAGUGUGUAGAGGGUGUAUGUACGUAUAGUUGUCCACAGGUAUAGUGCUCCAUCCCUCGGUGGCCUUACCAAACAUGUGGCAACAUCAGAAUCACAUUAUGAAUGAAUUGGCAACGUGAGGAACAACCGCUCUUCUCAUAUUUACUGAUUCAUUCAUAAAGUGAUUCUAAUGUUGUUACAUGUUGAAAAGGCCUCCGAGAGAUGGACCACUAUACAUGUGGGCAACUUGUACAGUGUGUGUACAAUCCUUCCUUCAUGGAGGGAGAAGAGAGUGACAGUUAGCAACAGUUACAAUAGGUGGUACAGGACAAACGCAGGCGGUCUUGUAUUAUCAUAUCACUAUUUGGCCUGUCUGCAUCACGAGCUCAAGAUGACAAAAUCUAAUGGUGAGUACAGCAUACACAGUACAGUAGUACUGUAGUAUACAGUACAUUAUUUUGUGCAUUUACAAUACAAUCAGUCCUCGACUUACGACGGGAUUAGGGACUGACGACCAGGUCGUUGAGAAUGCAAAAAUAAUACGUACAUGGAAAAUCUAAAAUGGGCGUCUCUUUUUCUUCUCGGCACCACAAAAUUCUCACUUUUACACUUGCCAGCCAAUUUAAAGGAAAUUACAAAUGGAAAUUUUGUCAGUACACAACGCGAUCACUAACGUCGGGACUCGAAAAUGCGUAAUAUGAAAAAUAUUUUAUACAACUGCGGCGGUCGUGUAUCCGGGUGGUCAUAAGUCGAGGAGUACCUGUAUAUUGUAUGUGUACUGUAGUAUACCUUAUUUUGUGUACAGGGUAUUUUCAAUAUAUUGCACGUGUAUAGUAGUGUUUGUGUAAAUAAAUGCAGCUCUGGGUCUAGCUGUACGAGUUGCAUAAUUUAGACUCUGAAAACUUUUCCCAGUACAGUACCCGGAAAAAUUCCGGGGAAGUGUGAUUUUUUACGGGAUGAGAAAAUUCAUCUCCAUACCUGGAACUGUCUCAUUCCCUGAACCAUUUUGCACCAAUUAUUCUAGCUAAUGGGAAUAUCAUUGCACUGCAUAUAAAUUAUGUACUUGUAGUCCACUCCAGCAGACUCAUAAAUUACUUUUUAUUGACAGAUGAUAAUAUUCUGUACAGUAUAACAGCCACACACAUCCUCAUUCCUUAAUAAGGACUGUGAUUUAUGAAUUAACUACCAAUAUUAUCCAGAGUUGGGUACAAUAAUGUGAAUAAAAACACCUGAACCUGUAACUUGAAAAAUUCACAAUAUAAUUUUUCUUAGAUGGAAAAGUUUACCCUCAGUAUUCCAAGGGGUUGUUGUUGACUCACAAAGCUACAAAAACCACAUCACUUCAUUCAUGGCAAAAUCAUUCAAUAAUGCAGUACUCUGUACCUCACUCACUAGUUGCUCACUAUUGCAGCAUUAAAACAUUUCUACUAUAUUUUUAUUCAUCCACACCUGAUUUGCUGCCAUAAACUGUGGGGAACACUGGCACCGCCAGGACCAAACCUCUAUCACCAACAAGAAAAAAAAAAUAGUCAUGCAAACAAUGACUUAAUUUGAAACAUACUGACUACAUGAAUGAAGAGUUUACUAAAUUGAAGAUGUUAAAAUUUAAGGACAAUACUUGAUGCUGUGCCUUAUUUGUUAUGAAAUGAGUGAACCACCCAAUUGAGAAAUGCUGUACUAAUUUCACUAUUGGACGUGUGAGAAGUACCACAUAUGAAACCCAGAUCUACUGAGGUUACCCCUCAUUUGCUCUUCUCAAUCCCAAACCUUGGAAAAAGCCUCGGUGAAGGUGUGAAGCAACAUACCCUUAACCAUUUGAGGAGAGACUACUGUAUACAGGUGCCUGGACUCCAAUUUAAAUCAUCUCUUGAAAGACAUUUAUUGUAAAAUAUUAAAAUGUUUGUCAUGUUUACUGAUAAAUAAUUUGUUCUCAUAAAUACUGUUCAGUUUGUCACAUACUGUACUCCCUUACUGGUAAAUACAGUACCUGUACAGUAGUUAUUUUGCCAGCAUGACAUAAUCCUGACUGUGAUUUCAUUUAAUUUUUUUACCUUGCUAUUACUUAUGUAGUAAUCUGAUAUUGAGCUUUUGUACCUUUUUACUCUUCAUCAACUGACUGUACAGACAUACUGGUAACUUUAUACUCUUAGAAAGGAAAGAGGAAAUGUAUGAAGAAAAAAUAAAUAUUGUAUGUGAUAAUAGUUUAAUGUGUAUUUGUUCACUCCUUGUAAGUUGUUUAACUCCAAAUGAAACUCCAGGAUAAUUAAAAAAAAAAUUUAGCCAUACAGUAUACGUACAGUAUAUUUAUCAGGUGCCUUUCAAGAGAGCUGCAACUCUCAAAAGUCUCAGCCAUGUCAGUAUUGUUGGUACAAUAUUGUACAAUUUGUAUUUAAGAUUCUGGCUCAAUAAACUAGUUCAAUUC
Molecule: messenger RNA, 10706 nt
Organism: Homarus americanus (American lobster)
Lineage: Eukaryota; Metazoa; Arthropoda; Malacostraca; Decapoda; Nephropidae
Product: arrestin domain-containing protein 17-like
Exons: 6
Coding region: 92-1144 (350 amino acids)
Biological process (GO): protein transport
Cellular component (GO): cytoplasm
Source: RefSeq, a predicted model, not a curated record